CGUUACUCCCUCGCUUUUUCUUUUUUUUGCACCCUCUUGUAUGUCUUCUUUAUAAACUCUUCAAUGGAAACAAAAGCCAGAUGAAUAUGUAAAGAACAAACGAAUGCAGCAAAAUAAACAAAACCCAGAACGACAAAAGGAUCAAGACCUAUAAUCUAUCUGAAAACAUAUGCAUAUAAGUUUGUGUGGAAUUGGUGGUGGGAGAAGGAGAGAGUGAAUAUGAUUGGUGAAGCAAAAGUUGGGAAUGAAGACUUGAACUUAUGCUUUGAGAAGCUGAUGAUGGUUGCAGCUGGGAAUAGUGAGGGAGUUAAGAUGAAUGGUGUGGGGAUCACUGAGUGGAAAGAUAUCCCUGUGGAGCUGCUGUUGAGAAUCGUUUCACUACUCGAUGAUCAGACCGCUAUCGUUGCUUCCAGUGUCUGUAGUGGGUGGAGGGAUGCCAUUUGCUUGGGCCUCACACAACUCUGUCUCUCAUGGUGUAGAAAGAACAUGAACAAUUUGGUUCUAUCUCUUGCACCUAAAUUCACCAGAUUGCAAACUCUGAUAUUGCGCCAAGAGAAUCCACAGCUCGAGGACAAUGCUGUCGAGACUAUUUCAAAGUUUUGUCACGAUCUGCAGGACCUGGACCUCAGUAAAAGUUUCAAGCUUAGUGAUCGCUCCUUGUAUGCAUUGGCUCACGGUUGUCCUAACCUUAAAAAGCUUAACAUCAGCGGCUGCACAUCAUUCAGCGACGAAGCUCUCGCGUAUUUGACUAAUUUUUGUCGAAAACUAAAAAUAUUAAAUCUGUGCGGAUGUGUUAAAGCUGCAACUGACCAUGCACUGCAGGCUAUUGGACGAAACUGCAAUAUGUUGCAAUCUUUGAAUCUGGGAUGGUGUGACAAUGUUGGCGAUCUCGGAGUCAUGAGUUUAGCAUACGGAUGCCAUGAUCUCCGAUGCCUGGACCUGUGUGGUUGUGUUCGUAUAACAGAUGAUAGCGUGAUUGCUUUAGCAAAUGAGUGUCUCCAUUUGAGGUCGCUCGGACUGUACUAUUGCCGUAACAUCACGGACAGGGCGAUGUACUCAUUGGCUCACAGCCGAGUGAAGAACAAAGGUUUGACGUGGGAGUCGUCGAUGAAAGGUAGAUAUGAAGAUGAUGGUCUAAAAAGUCUGAAUAUAAGCCAGUGUACGGCACUGACUCCAUCAGCAGUUCAGGCUUUAUGUGACACAUUCCCUGCACUUCAUACCUGCUCUGGAAGGCACUCCCUUGUUAUGAGUGGUUGCUUGAACUUAACCUCCGUGCAUUGUGCUUGUGCGGUUCAAGCUCACCGGACCUUCAACACUAUUUUCCACACAGCUCAUUGAAGGAUAUGUUCAACGUUCAUAUCUAUAAAUAUUGAUUUUUACAUAUAAAAGAAUGCAGAGAAACUUUUAAACUCAUGGUAAUAAUCAUUGUCGUUGUAAAUAUUUUUAUUAUUUAUAAAAAAUAUUAAAAAGUAUUAUUUGACAGAA
Molecule: messenger RNA, 1485 nt
Organism: Gossypium raimondii (Peruvian cotton)
Lineage: Eukaryota; Viridiplantae; Streptophyta; Magnoliopsida; Malvales; Malvaceae
Product: F-box protein SKP2A
Exons: 5
Coding region: 220-1338 (372 amino acids)
Biological process (GO): SCF-dependent proteasomal ubiquitin-dependent protein catabolic process
Cellular component (GO): SCF ubiquitin ligase complex
Molecular function (GO): protein binding
Source: RefSeq, a predicted model, not a curated record